AUGACCUUUGCCGGGAGAAAAGAAUGCUCCGACACACGUAUACGACUCAUCAGUGAAACCACCUUGUGUACAAUCGAUCGGAAUUUCCUUCCGAUCGGAAUCGACGGUGGUCAGAACGAGCUGGAUGGUUCUGUGAUUACGCAGAAGACAUUAUUCGUAUACCUAGAGUGUUUGGUGAAUAUGGAGAACAAUAUGAACGAGGCAGCUAACAGAUCUAGAACUCUCCUCUCGUAUUAUUCUGUUGUUCCCCUACCGCCCUGCUACGCAGCAGCGUCAUAG
Angiostrongylus costaricensis is the source of this 279-nucleotide messenger RNA. The record is from the annotation of a GenBank genome assembly. Lineage: Eukaryota; Metazoa; Nematoda; Chromadorea; Rhabditida; Metastrongylidae.